AUGCGGGAAGCGUUCACCCUGGAUAGGAGUCUCACUCCACCCAAAUGUGCAAUGAUGAAAUCCGUUGGCACACGGAAAGCAACACAUUUUGUGACAAGAAUGCUUGGGAAAUAUAAGAGCACGGUUGUGCUAUCCACAACAGUGAAUGUUGAUGGGCACGUGCUGGCAGUGUCUGACAACAUGUUUGUUCACAACAACUCCAAGCAUGGACGGAGAGCAAGGAGACUCGACCCCUCUGAAGCCACACCUUGCAUCAAAGCAAUCAGCCCAAGCGAAGGGUGGACAACGGGAGGAGCAAUGGUGAUCAUUAUUGGAGACAACUUCUUUGAUGGGCUUCAAGUAGUAUUUGGAACCAUGCUUGUGUGGAGUGAGCUUAUCACGCCUCAUGCCAUUCGAGUUCAGACGCCUCCACGUCACAUUCCCGGAGUGGUUGAAGUGACAUUAUCAUACAAAUCCAAACAGUUUUGCAAAGGCGCCCCAGGCAGGUUUAUUUACACAGCUUUAAAUGAACCUACUAUAGAUUACGGUUUCCAAAGACUGCAAAAGGUCAUCCCAAGACAUCCUGGGGACCCUGAAAGAUUAGCUAAGGAAAUGCUGUUGAAACGAGCUGCUGACCUAGUUGAAGCACUGUACGGAACGCCGCAUAACAACCAGGACAUCAUUCUGAAACGAGCUGCAGACAUCGCAGAAGCUCUCUACAGCGUACCGCGGAAUCCCGCGCAGAUCCCUGCGCUGUCCAGCUCCCCGGCGCACAGCAGUAUGAUGGGUAUUAACUCCUACGGCAGCCAGCUGGGGGUCAGCAUCUCAGAGUCAACACAGGGAAACAACCAAGGUUACAUUCGUAAUACAAGCAGCAUCUCACCCCGCGGUUACUCAUCCAGUUCCACACCUCAACAGUCCAAUUACAGCACUUCCAGCAAUAGCAUGAACGGCUACAGCAACGUCCCCAUGUCAAACCUGGGUGUUCCAGGCUCCCCCGGUUUCAUUAACGGCUCUCCAACAGGAUCCCCUUAUGGAAUAAUGUCUUCAAGUCCAACAGUUGGCUCCUCCAGCACUUCUUCCAUCCUUCCGUUCUCCUCUUCCGUCUUUCCUGCUGUCAAACAGAAGAGUGCCUUUGCUCCCGUCAUCAGACCCCAAGGGUCUCCUUCUCCUGCCUGCUCCAGUGGCAAUGGAAAUGGGUUUAGAGCCAUGACUGGUCUUGUCGUUCCCCCGAUGUAAGGAAGAGGCAGCUUUGCUCCUCUCCCUCUUCCCUUUUUUCCUCUUUUUUUUCAUUUUUCUUUUACAGCACAAAACUACUUAUUGUGAUGGACCACUAAAAAGAAAAAAAAAAUAGCACUACAAGCUCUUUUUGGGGGGAAAGCCAGGCCCAGGAAAUAAAAGGAACAUUUUUUAUGGAUUGGACGAGAUAGAAGGCUGCAUCUUUUACCUGUUUGAUAUUUCUGACACAACCACGUCAACUCCUAGAACACUGCGAACGAGAAUCAGCCAAGAGCCAGAGGACAAACAACAGUUGGCAGAAUGGGAUCAGAAAUGCAAAGUCUUUCUUGAAAGACGCGAAACCUUCCUAAGAUUUGUAAAAUAUUAAAAGGAAAAAGAAAUUGGCAAAAAUGAUUCAAGCUUGAUAUUUUGGAUACAAUUUGUUUUACUUUGUAGGGGAAAAAAGUUGAAGUUUCUAUUUUAUAUGGAGCCUUUCAGAUAUCAAUUUAGUUUAUGCAGAAAAAAAAAAAAAAAAA
Meleagris gallopavo (turkey) is the source of this 1733-nucleotide messenger RNA. The record is from RefSeq and is a predicted model, not a curated record. NCBI's taxonomy places the organism in Eukaryota, Metazoa, Chordata, Aves, Galliformes, Phasianidae.